Trichomycterus rosablanca is the source of this 746-nucleotide messenger RNA. RefSeq names its product ribulose-5-phosphate-3-epimerase (gene rpe). The transcript is spliced from 6 exons. Gene Ontology annotation, cellular component: cytosol. Bases 33 to 719 code for a protein of 228 amino acids. The record is from RefSeq and is a predicted model, not a curated record. Gene Ontology annotation, biological process: carbohydrate metabolic process; pentose-phosphate shunt, non-oxidative branch; pentose-phosphate shunt. Lineage: Eukaryota; Metazoa; Chordata; Actinopteri; Siluriformes; Trichomycteridae. Gene Ontology annotation, molecular function: D-ribulose-phosphate 3-epimerase activity; metal ion binding.
CUUCGCAACGCGGUACAUCCAGAGUUUGUGCAAUGUCUUACACGGCUAAAAUCGGACCCUCGAUUUUAAACAGCGAUCUUUCCCAGCUGGGCAGAGAAUGUCAGCGGAUGAUGGAGUGCGGUGCCGAUUAUUUACACUUAGACGUUAUGGACGGGCAUUUUGUUCCAAAUCUCACGUUUGGCCAUCCAGUGGUGGAAAGUCUGCGGAAAGCUGUUGGUCCAGAUCCUUUCUUUGAUUUGCACAUGAUGGUUUCCAGACCUGAACAGUGGGUAAAACCCAUGGCAGCAGCAGGAGCUAAUCAAUACACAUUCCAUCUGGAGGCUACCACAAAUCCAGGAAACCUCAUCAAGGAAAUCCGUGAGAGCAACAUGAAGGUUGGCCUGGCUAUCAAGCCUGGAACAACAGUUGAAGAAUUAGCACCAUGGGCGGGGCAGAUUGACAUGGCUCUAGUUAUGACAGUGGAACCUGGAUUUGGUGGGCAGAAGUUUAUGGAUGACAUGAUGCCAAAGGUCAACUGGUUAAGGAGUCAGUUCCCUUCCCUGGACAUUGAGGUUGAUGGAGGAGUUGGACCAGACACUAUUCAUCGAUGUGCUGAGGCAGGGGCUAACAUGAUUGUAUCAGGCAGUGCUGUAGUGGGAAGCAGCGACCCUCGUUCUGUGAUUGCCCUUCUCAAAGAUGUCGUCCUCGAGGCCAUACAGAAGCGAUCUCUGGACCGUUGAUAACAUUUAAAUAAACACUAAAAAGAA